Messenger RNA from Capsella rubella, 1446 nucleotides. RefSeq lists its product as uncharacterized. Lineage: Eukaryota; Viridiplantae; Streptophyta; Magnoliopsida; Brassicales; Brassicaceae. The transcript has 2 exons. Bases 1 to 1446 code for a protein of 481 amino acids. The record is from RefSeq and is a predicted model, not a curated record. Gene Ontology annotation, molecular function: zinc ion binding.
AUGGACAAGCUGAGAUUGAAGCCUAAUUUUAUGCCUCUUAAAAUUCAGCGGCAUAUUAAGGAGCAAUGGAAAAUAGUGAGCACUAUUGGACAAGUUCAAAGAGGAAGAAUUCUAGCAUUAAAGUGGCUAAAAGAAGAAUAUGGCAAACAAUUUUCUCACCUCCGAGGUUAUGUUGCUGAAAUUAUGAACUCAAACAAGGGAUCAACUGCUUUUGUUGACACCACUUCUAAUGCGGCUGGAGAAGAUGUGUUCAACCGAAUUUAUGUAUGUCUUGGAGCAAUGAAGAAUGCAUUUUACUAUUGUAGGCCAAUCAUUGGAAUUGAUGGAACCUUCUUGAAGCAUGCGGUUAAAGGUUGUUUAUUGACUGCUAUUGGUCAUGAUGCAAAUAACCAGAUUUACCCAGUUGCUUGGGCAUGUGUUCAAGUUGAGACUGCAGACAACUGGCUUUGGUUUCUAAAUCAGCUUAGUGUUGACUUGAAUUUAAAAGAUGGGAGUAAUUAUGUUAUUUUAUCAGAUCGCUGCAAGAAGUUGGUGUGGAACUUAGCUUGGAGCUACAACCAUGCUGACUAUCAAAAUAAUUUGAAUGAGAUGAGAGCAUACAGCAUGUCUUUGUAUGAGGAUGUGAUGAAGGAGGAACCAAAGACUUGGUGUAGACCUUUUUUCAAGAUAGGCAGUUGUUGUGAGGAUGUAGACAACAAUGCCACUGAGUCUUUUAAUGCCACAAUCGUCAAAGCAAGGGCAAAAGCAUUGGUUCCAAUGAUGGAGACAAUAAGAAGACAAGCAAUGGCACGUAUAAGUAAGAGAAAACAGAAAAUAGUAAAAUGGAAGAAGAAGAUAUCUGAGUAUGUAUCUGAUAUAUUGGAAAACGAGGAGGAAGACGCUAUGAAAUGUGAAGUCACAAAAGGAACACAUAAUAAGUUUGAAGUUUGGAUAGAUGGAAAUUCACAAGGUGUGAAUUUGACUACUGGAAAAUGGGAAUGCUCAUGUUGCAAGUGGCAAGUCACAGGGAUUCCAUGUGAACAUGCCUAUGCAGCAGUCAUAGAUGUUGGUAAGAAUGUUGAAGAUUUUGUUAGUCCAUUCUUUGGGUCUCAAGUCUGGUUAGAACAAUAUGAGACAGGUCCUGAUCCAGUGAGAGGUCAACGAUUUUGGAUGACCAACAACUAUGUCUUAAUGAAAGCACCUCCAGAACCAAUUCCACCGGGUAGAAAGAAAGGACAAAAGAAAAGGUAUGAUCGGAUCAAAGGUAAGCUCGAGUCUCCAAAGAAGAAGAAGAAGAAAGAGGAACCAGAGAUACUCAAACUAGGAAGGAAAGGAAGGAUAAUGCAUUGUAGAUCCUGUGGUGAAGCUGGACACAAUGCAGCUGGAUGUCUGAAAUUUCCUAAGGAGAAGAAGAGUAAGAAGAGUAAGAAGCAGGACACCAUGCAACCAGCUGAGGCAUGUUUCUAA